Messenger RNA from Anisakis simplex (herring worm), 1425 nucleotides. Lineage: Eukaryota; Metazoa; Nematoda; Chromadorea; Rhabditida; Anisakidae. The record is from the annotation of a GenBank genome assembly.
AUGGCACUUCAGGCAAACUUUCAUCGCUUUUUAAGCAUACUUAGAGUUAUUGAACCGGAUAAGUCGUCGGAAUCGGAGAGUGCAUCGGCCUUAACCUGUUUGCAUCUGACGCCAUUGGCUUGUUCAGCAGCCGAUAUCAUUGCAAGUCGUCCGGCAACUGCGCUCAAUCGAAACGGUAGAUUUCGCAUGGAUGAUCCCAAUCCUUCAGCGCCAAAACGGCGAAUCUACAAAGUCGUCCUCACCGGUGGACCAUGCGGAGGAAAAACUACAGGACAGGAUCGGUUGCGAACAUUUUUUGAGAGUAUCGGCUGGAAAGUUUACACGAUACCUGAGACGGCAACUGUUUUAUUGGGCGGUGGAGUGAAGUUCAGUGAGUUGAAUGGUGAGCAAUCGUACGCCUUCCAGAAGGAUCUCCUCCUAACAAUGCUCCGUAUCGAAUCGGUAGUUUUCUUCAACCAAGCGGAAUUAUCAUCCGCAGAUUAUGUGUUAGUUAUCUGUGAUCGUGGUGCUAUGGAUCCAUCGGCUUACAUCGACAAUCAGUUAUGGCAAAAACUUCUUCAAGAAGCGGAUUUGGAGCUGUUCAGUCUGAGAGAAGAUAGAUAUGAUCAGGGAACACUCUAUGGAACUUCCCGUGCUACGUUAACUAAUGCGCAUUCACAGAUUAUUCACCUGACAACAGCUGCAGACGGAGCGGUUGACUAUUACACGUUGGCCAAUAAUUCGAUUCGAUCUGAGGGUGUCGCUCAAGCACUCGAACAGGAUCGAUUGACUCGAAAUGCAUGGCUUGGACAUCCACGCGUUGAUGUCAUUGAUAACACUGGCUGCAAGUCAUUCGAAGAUAAAAUCAUACGUGUUAUCGCGGCCGUUUGCGAUCGUAUGGGCUUGUGCACGCAGGAUCGUCUUGCGUUCAACAGCAGAAAACGAAAAUGGCUGGUUGCUUCGAUAGACGAAUCUCAAAUGCCUCGAUCAGAAGUAUACAAUGUUUGGCAUCGCUAUCUUUGCACUGAGGAUCCCAAAGUUCAAGUUCGAUUACGAUCUCGCAGUCAGAAUGGACGCACAAGUUAUUCGGUCACAACACGACAUUUCACUCUACCCGAAACGGUCGAAACUCGAAUGCAGUUAACAACUCGAGAGUAUUCGAACUACAAGAAGAUGGAAGAUGGAUCGCGUGCUGCUAUCCACAAGGAGAGACGAUGUUUCAUGUUCCACAAGCAGUACUUUCACAUUGAUAUCUACAAAACGCCGUUGCCGCCGUUUUGUGAUGGAAAACUGUUGAUGAUUCUCGAAACUUACACGACGGCACCUGCACACAGCGCAGAACCCGAGUUACCGGAUUUCAUGAAGAUUGAACGCGAAGUGACCGGCGAUCUCACUUACAGCAUGUACAACAUCGCGAAAAUUGAUCGUAAAUCGUCGAAAUGCUGA